UUCAGCGAUUGAGGAAACCCAGCGAUCCUAAGGAGUGGAUGACGCUGGGGGCUUCCCUGGCAGGUUGGGUUCAUCCAGCAGCAGUAGCCAGCGCCUCCUGCCUCCCGGUGCCUGUGAUGGACAGCUCAGAGCGGUGCGCCUGUGCUGUGUCUGACCCCUACAGAAGCAGCCCCGCAAAGUUUACAUUGUAGUGUCCAGCCCCGUUUCUCCAGCAGAUUCCAGGCUGACGGAGGGCAGCAUCUUACCUGGGUCAAGCCUACACCUGGACACACCCACCUCCCCGAGACCCCCAUCGGAAGGCGCCCAGUGAUAAAGCUUUAAAAAGAGGGGCAUUGAGAGCAGCACUUCCUCUCCGUUACUGAUGCUGUUUCAUCAAUCCCUUUCGGAGAACUUGCAGCAGCUGGGAUAGCUCGGAAGCAGCUGGAGUUUCCCGGGAAAGGACAGUGCAAGGGGGUUUAUCUGGAGAAUGGACUGGAGGGAGUGAGCAGGCUUUUUGGGUUAAGGGACAACUAACCAAGAAGAUCGGUUUAACUUGACUCAUGCUUCUUUAAGUGAUGUGAUGUCGAUGGUUAGUGCACAGAGCAUGCCUCUCAGUCCGACAGCCAGGAAACAUGAGGAGGAGCAGCAGCAGCAGAACACUUGCAACUGCAGCGAGGGUGAAGAGGAGGAGAGUUUCAGCAGAGAGGACACCAUCUACCACACCAUCAGGACGAGUACAGCAGCUAAAACCGGACAUCAAAUGGACAACCCCGCGCCCAGCACUGUGGUCAUUCGUAUUGGGGUCCCUGACCUGGAGCAGACGAAAUGUAUGAGGUUUAACCUUGAUGCUCCUGUGUGGGUGUCGAAACAACGGAUUCUGUGCACUCUCAACCAGACACUGAAGGAUGUUCUGAACUAUGGGCUGUUUCAACCAGCGUACAAUGGGAGAGUGGGGAAGUUUCUGGAUGAGGAACGUCUGCUCCGAGAAUAUCCGGCACCUUCCGACACCCCUAUACCAUACCUGGAGUUCCGGUAUAAGAAACGAGUGUACACCCAGAGUCAUAUAGAAGAGAAACAAUUGGCCAAGCUACACACAAAGGCAAAUCUCAAGAAGUUCAUGGAAUACAUCCAGUAUCAUCACGCUGAGAAAAUCAGUAAGAUGUUGGAUAAAGGCCUGGACCCUAACUUCCAUGAUCCAGACACAGGAGAAUGUCCACUGACAUUGGCUGUACAACUGGAGAACACAUCUGAGAUAAUCAAGUUGCUGCGAAAUGGGGGAGCUCAUUUGGACUUCAGGACCCGAGAUGGAUUAACAGCUUUGCACAAAGCUGUGCGAUGUCGGAACCACACUGCACUGAUUACCCUGUUGGAUUUGGGUGCUUCUCCAGAUUACAAGGACAGCAGGGGCUUAACGCCUUUGUACCACAGUUCGAUGGUGGGAGGAGACCCUUAUUGCUGUGAACUGAUUCUGCAUGACCAUGCUAUUGUUGGCUGCAUGGAUGAGAAUGGCUGGCAAGAGAUCCAUCAGGCCUGCCGGUAUGGACAUGUGCAACAUCUGGAACAUUUGCUGUUUUAUGGAGCAGACAUGAGCAGUCAGAAUGCCUCAGGGAAUACCGCUCUGCACAUCUGUGCACUCUACAAUCAGGAGAGCUGUGCAAGAGUCCUUCUAUUUCGAGGAGCAAACAAAGAGAUUAAGAAUUACAACAGCCAGUCCGCAUUCCAGGUUGCCAUUAUAGCUGGGAACUUUGAACUGGCCGAAAUCAUCAAGAAUCACAAGGAAGCCGAUGUUGUGCCUUUCAGAGAGACCCCAAGCUACACCAAUAGGCGACGAACAGGCGGAGGUGCCCUCUCAUCCCCGCGCACUCUGCUGCGAUCCACCAGUGACAACAACAUCAACAACCUCCCAAGCCGGACGUCCCACUCACCCGUGCCAUCCCUCAGGAGUCUGCCACCGCAGUUACUGGCGCACAUGCAGGAGGGUGCCGAGGGAGGUCAGCAGAGUACUGCUAGCUCACGGAGCUCACACAGCCGAUCGCCCUCGCUGCAGUGUGUCCAAGAGGAAAGUGAUGCUAACACGCCUGUCCUCAGGAAGCAGACUAAAGCCAGGCUCAGCCCGAGCACCGUGAGCGCCGAACCGAGCACGACCCCAGCUCCUGUACACAGAGGACCCAAGCGCAAACUGUACAGUGCGGUUCCGGGACGGACCUUCAUCGUGGUGAAGCCCUACCAGCCCCAGGGAGAGGGUGAGAUCCUGCUGCACCGAGGGGAGCGAGUUAAAGUGCUAAGCAUCGGUGAGGGAGGAUUCUGGGAAGGAACAGUGAAAGGUCGAACUGGCUGGUUUGCUGCAGAAUGUGUGGAGGAGGUACAAAUGAGACAGUACAAUGCACGGCAAGAAACACGUGAAGACCGAACAAAGCGACUCUUCAGGCAUUAUACAGUUGGAUCGUAUGAUAACUUUUCAUCUCACAGUGAUUAUGUCAUCGAGGAGAAGACAGCAGUGCUUCAGAAGAAGGAGAACGAGGGAUAUGGCUUUGUCCUCCGAGGAGCUAAAGCGGAGACUCCAAUUGAAGAGUUUACCCCCACACCAGCAUUCCCAGCAUUGCAAUACCUGGAAUCUGUGGAUGUGGAAGGAGUGGCAUGGAAAGCUGGACUCAGAACGGGAGAUUUCCUGAUUGAGGUAAACAAUGUCAACGUAGUGAAGGUUGGACACAAGCAAGUGGUUUCCAUGAUCCGACAGGGAGGGAAUAACCUGCUGAUGAAAGUGGUGACAGUCAGCCGAAAGCCAGAACUGGAGGACGGAAUGAGGAAGAAAGCCCCGCCACCCCCGAAGAGAGCACCAAGUACCACACUGACUCUCCGUUCCAAAUCCAUGACUGCUGAACUCGAGGAGCUAGCCUCUGUACGCAGAAGGAAAACGGAAAAAUUGGAUGAGAUCCUUGCAGCAGCUGAUCGGUCAGCCAGGACAGAGAAUGUGGCAGCAGACUCGCGAGCUGCAACAGUCAAACAGCGGCCUACAAGCAGGCGUAUCACGCCAGCAGAGAUCAGUUCACUAUUUGAGCGUCAAGGCAUGCCCUCAAAGUCAACGGCACCAUCUGUAUCAGAGAAACCACACAUCUCAAUGCAUCGAGGAAUGUCAAGAACAAAAUCUAUAGGAGCCUCUGAGGAUGAUAAGCUGUCAGUCUCAGCCAUGGAGGGAAGGUUUUCACGUAGUACAUCCAUGCAAGACACACUUCGGGAAGGACUGGGUAUACCUCCACCUCCUCAGAUCGCCCCUCCCCCACCUCCUUCCUCAUACCUUUUAGAUACAGGCCCUCCCCCUCCUUUCUCCCCACCCCCACCCCCAGGACGAACUUAUGACAAUGUGCGUUCCAGCUUUAAGCCCAACACCGAAGCGAAAAUUCAUGGGGCACAGCAGGCAGUGACAACAGCAGAGGUCUAUGAGCCAAGUCGAACUUCUGUGCCUCCGGUAGAAAGGCAGAAAAGGGCUAGGUCAAUGAUCAUCCUGCAGGAUUCAUCCUACUAUCCUGUAGAGCCAACGGACAUACCCUGGCCCAGCCCAUCAUCAACCUCUCAAGAGAAAAGCAAACGGAAGGCAAAGAUGGUUGAUAACCCAUAUGCAAAUGUGGGCCAGUUUAAUGUGGGCCUUUUCGCACCAACAAAACCACUUCGUAAGAAAAGUCCUCUGGUUAAGCAGUUUCAGGUUGAAGAUGCAAUAGAGAGAGCAUCAGCCGCUGUUUCAUCUGCAGCUGGCAAGGAGUUAUUAGCCAGGAGGAUAGCGCAACACUCUGGAAAAGAGCACGAGCAGCAGCAGAGGCAGGGAAUCAGCAAAGCACAGGAGGAUGGGCAAGAUUUGGCCAGCCCUUUCUCUGCUGCAAUUGCAGGAGCAGUACGGGACCGAGAAAAAAGGUUGGAAGAGAAGAGGAAAUCAACAGUCUUCCUUUCUGUAGGUGCCAUCGAAAGUGACACAGCACCCAACAUCCCAGCUUUGCAACAAUCCAGGUCAGUUGACGAGAGACUACUAAGUAGCAGUGACAGGUCUCUCCGGUCACCAGUCCCUUCACCUGUCCCCUCCUCAAGACCACCAGCAAGCACACCUGUAACUUUUAUACAUCCCCUCACAGGGAAGCCGCUGGAUCCCAACUCACCAUUGGCACUUGCGCUGGCCGCAAGGCAACGGGCACUCGUCGCCGAAACACAGCAUCAGCGGAUGACUGGAAGCAAUGAAACUGUGAAAGCUCAGGAGAGAAAUGUCCCUCACAGUAAAGAGACAAAGCAAACAGAGGUUGAGGGUCUCACAUCACCUCCAUUCUCUCCAGAGGACAAAGCAGGUUACAGUCCAACAUCUGGUGCACCAGUAACUGCAAAACACCAAUGGGGAACUCCUACCACCAUGAGGAAAGAUGUAGAAACUAGACCAGUGCAGACAGAAAAGGCAGAGCGAGAAGAGAAGAAAGUUGAAGAGAGAAAAAGUAUGCUUAUCAACAUAGUAGAUACAUCUCAACAAAAAACAGCUGGCCUGCUGAUGGUCCAUGCAACAAGUAAUGGGCAAGAAUCAGAACUUCAAGAAACUCCAACAACUGCCUUGAAGCCAUCAUCACCACAGCCUCAAUUGUCCCCUAUCGAAACACAAACGUCUCCAACACCCAGUACUGUUUCUGAGCCUCUGCCUACUGAAGCACCUGGAAAACCCCAAACUCAAGGAAGCUCUGAUGAAGAUGUGGAGCCAUUCACCAUUUCCCUCCCUCCAAUUCUGUCCUCAAGCGAUGAAGAAACAAGGGAAGAACUUGCAAAGAUUGGGCUUGUGCCACCUCCUGAUGAAUUCGCUAAUGGCAUCUUCAUCCAAGCCGAGGCUGAAAAAACUGCCAGCCAUCCCAGUAGACCUCCAAGUGCAGCACCUACUGGCAUUUCACCCUCAGGGAAGCCUUCAGAUGCCCCACCGUCAGAAGCAAGUGUGGACUCGGGUGUAGAAGAAAUAGACACAAGAAGCAGUAGUGAUCAUCACCUAGAAACCACGAGCACGAUUUCAACUGUCUCCAGCAUGUCCACAUUGUCGUCGGAAAGCGGAGAGCCCUUGGACACUUAUACAUCAUUUGCUGAUGGACAGACCUUCAUACUCGAGAAGCCUCCAGUGCCUCCAAAGCCAAAGCUAAAGUCCCAACUCAACAAAGGGCCAGUCACAUUCAGGGACCCUCUCUUGAAGCAGACCUCAGACAGUGAGCUUGUUGCCCAACACCAGCCGUCCGCGCUGCCCCCCGGCGUAGGACGGUCUCGCUACCUCAUACAGAGAAAGUCCAAGUUGUGGGGGGAUGCCGUUGAGCCCAGACCAAUUCAGAUGGUCGAGGGCAGCAAACCCACUGUAAUAAGUGAGCUGAGCUCCAGGCUGCAGCAAUUGUCUAAGGAUACUCACUCACUCGGGGACGAGCCGUCAACAGCCUCUCUAGAAAUAGGGAAGAGGUCACCUGUUGUCACUGCACGACUUUUCAGUAGUUUAGGAGAGCUGAACACGAUAUCCCAGCGGAGCUUUGGGGCGACAUUCACCAUCCGUCCUGGCUCUAGGCAACCUGUCACCCGCCGGGCCCCGAGCCCCGGGAAGCCCGGUGUCGAAUCAAGGACAGAAACCGGUAUCAGUUCGCCAAGACCCUCGCCACUCUCCACCCCAACGCAGACCCCCCCAACCAUCCUGAAAUCUUCCAGCCUCAACAUCCCCCAUGAACCCAAGGAGGUGCGGUUUGUGGUGCGGAGCGCCAGUGCUCGCAGCCGAUCCCCAUCUCCUUCUGGUGUCCCCAUGCAUUCCCUGCUCCCUCCCAAGCCCUUCUGCCAGAAACCUAUGGCGAUGUGGAACAAGUACGACGUGGCGGACUGGCUGGACAGUCUGAACCUAUCAGAACACAGAGAGAGCUUCUUACACAAUGAGAUAGAAGGCUCCCACCUACCAGCCUUGACAAAAGAUGACUAUGUGGAACUUGGAGUCACAAGAGUGGGACAUCGAAUGAACAUUGAACGAGCUUUGAAACAUUUUAUAGACAGCUAGCUCCACUGGUG
Molecule: messenger RNA, 6021 nt
Organism: Chiloscyllium plagiosum (whitespotted bambooshark)
Lineage: Eukaryota; Metazoa; Chordata; Chondrichthyes; Orectolobiformes; Hemiscylliidae
Source: RefSeq, a predicted model, not a curated record